CAUGUCUGCGCCCAUGUGUAGGAAAGUGACUAGCCGGUUGAUACAGCAUUUAACUAAAAUUUCGGCGCUACGACUCCAAUAUCCUGAUCAAAGCUACUGCAAAAUUCUUUCAUAUACCAAAAAUACAAUAUGCACAACACCAAGACGGUCAGCUGUAAACAAAAAUCCUGAAACUCGACGUUUUCACGGAAGUGGCAUACCACUGAAAGUGUUGGGCAUUGAAACAAGUUGCGAUGACACGGGUGCAGCUAUUGUCGAUGAAGACAGAAAUGUCUUGGGAGAGGCACUUAACUCCCAAACACAAGUCCACGUCCAGCAUGGUGGCAUCAUCCCAACAGUUGCUCAAGAUCUCCACAAAAUAAAUAUAGAAGAUGUUGUUACUGAGGCUCUGGAGAAGGCAAAUAUGACCAUAAAGGAUGUUGAUGCUAUAGCAACCACUGUGAAGCCAGGAAUGGGGCUGUCAUUGAGGAUAGGGCUGGAAUAUGGGAAGAAACUCGUGAGAGAGUCUGGAAAACCAUUUAUUCCAAUUCACCAUAUGGAAGCCCAUGCACUUACAGUUCGCCUGAUUGAAAAGGUGGACUUUCCAUACCUGGUAUUUUUACUGAGUGGUGGCCACUGCUUGUUGGCAGUGGUGAGAGAUGUAGAAGACUUCUUACUUCUAGGCACAACCCUAGAUGACGCACCUGGAGACGUUUAUGAUAAGGUUGCCAGGAAGUUGAACUUAAAAUUGGUCCCAGAAUGUCAUGGUCUCAGUGGGGGUGCAGCAGUUGAAUUAUUGGCUCAGAAAGGUGACCCCACUGCCUUCGAAUUUCCACAUAUCAGGACACAGCAUCGAGACUGCAACUUCUCCUUUGUUGGGAUUAGAACAUUUGUGGAGAGACUCACAGAGAUGGAAGAAGAAAAAUUUGGUAUUAAAGAUGGCGACAUUCUGCCAAACGUUAGCGAUGUAUGUGCCAGCUUUCAAUACUGUGUUCUCAGACAACUAGCAAAACGCCUCCAGGUGGCACUGCUAUAUUGCGAAAUUAAAUCCUUGUUGCCUGUGGAAAAUAAAACGUUGGUCUUGUCUGGAGGUGUAGCCAGUAACAUGUUUAUCCGACAGGGUCUUUCUAAACUAUGCAGACAGCACAGCUGUCAUGUGGUGUGUCCACCUCCCAGACUUUGUACAGAUAAUGGAGUGAUGAUAGCAUGGAAUGGUGUAGAAAAAUUUAGCAGAGGUCUAGGGGUAGUCAGUGACUUUGAAUCGGUCCGCUUUCAACCAAAGUCACCACUUGGGGUAGAUAUGAUCUCGGAUGUACAGUCCUCAUACAUCAAACCAAACAAGGUUGCUGCUGACCACAGUGAUAAUAAAAUCAGUUGAAAUGAUGGGUUGAAAAAAGUACCAAAAAGGUAAUUUUGACCAGGUUCUUCUGUUUAUAACGUAAAGACGAACGAACUGAAUUGUCUCCUUAACUCGCAAUACUUGUUAGAAUAGUCUCAUCAGGAAUUCCUUUAAAAUCUUGGUUCGGCGCAGACGUUAAAAUCGGGACAGACGUAAAGUGAGCCUGUCUUGCCAACGCAUUCCGGUAAAGCUUCGCCAUCUGGUGGCCGAAAUGAGAACGCCUGCAGCAGGGCCGUUAGCACAAGGAAUAUUUCUUGC
Molecule: messenger RNA, 1636 nt
Organism: Lingula anatina
Lineage: Eukaryota; Metazoa; Brachiopoda; Lingulata; Lingulida; Lingulidae
Product: tRNA N6-adenosine threonylcarbamoyltransferase, mitochondrial-like
Biological process (GO): tRNA threonylcarbamoyladenosine modification
Cellular component (GO): mitochondrion
Source: RefSeq, a predicted model, not a curated record